Messenger RNA from Vespula pensylvanica (western yellowjacket), 4150 nucleotides. It is a transcript of the gene Acn, whose product is annotated as apoptotic chromatin condensation inducer in the nucleus-like. The record is from RefSeq and is a predicted model, not a curated record. The coding region runs from base 164 to 2713 and encodes 849 amino acids. Lineage: Eukaryota; Metazoa; Arthropoda; Insecta; Hymenoptera; Vespidae. Gene Ontology annotation, molecular function: RNA binding. The transcript has 9 exons.
AAGGAUGUCCAUGCUUGAUCGAGCGAGUACGGUAGCUCGACCGAUUGUUAAUAGCGUCAUUGAGAUCGUUGUUUCUGUUGAAGCGUAAUAUUUAUAUUCAGUGAAGCUCUUGGAAGGGACUUUACAUUUUGGUAGAAGUAUUACCCGCGGACGGGAUACAUUUAUGAGCAUGAGGCGCAAGAGUGACAGAAAUAAAGCUAAAGCAACACCAGAAAAAAAAGUUGAAAAACCAACAAGAAAAUCAACUCGCAGGCGUGGAAAACAUUCACUAUCUACAUCACCUGAGAAGGAUAAUGUUGAAGCAACUACAGUGGGUGCUACUUGUACAAAAGAAACUGAAAAGUCUCAGGUACAGACAUGUCUUCAGAAUAAGGAAUUAGAGCAGGUAUCAGAUAGCCAUGAAGAAAAAGUUUCAUCCACUGAAGGUGAUAUCAAGGCACAAUCACCAGAGGUCGAGGAGGACAAUAACGGUGAUUCUGUUUGGAAAGUGGCAAGAGCCGAUGCAUCCCCCGGCGAAAUACAAAAAUUGAAGUUGUGCAGACAACGUAAUACAUCAGAAGCAUCAUCGGAUGCCUCUUUAAGUAGGAAAAAGUCGAACAAGUGGCAAGAAAGUGGUGAGGGAGGUGCAGGGGAGGUUGACUCGGCAGAUGAGCAGCUGGUAUCUUGUACAAGAAUGUCCAGUGGCAUUGAACAGCCGUAUGAUCCCUCCUCUUCAUACCCAGGUCAGGACUCCAACGAAGAGGUAAGUGAUAGCAAGGAGAUCCUGCCUGAAACCACUUCAGCCAACUUGUCUGACGAUAAACCAAACAUAGAUCAGCAAGGUGAUUCAAAUGAGGCUAGUUGUUCCAACCAAAAUCUUCAUAGCGAGCCCAGUAAGCCAAGUAGUACAACCACUCCGGUUCUUAAUUCAAACGGCGAUCAUAUAUCAGAGGAAAUAGUAGCUGAUAUUCCUAAGGAAGACCAGCCUGAGGAAACCAUUGAGCAGAAACCACCUGAAGUAUUUGACAAAGAAGCCAGCGUUGAAAAUGUCUGUAAGGAAGCUAGUACCGAUGACGAAGAAGAAGACAAACGGAAAAUACAUAAAUCAGAUUCAUCGUCUGAAUCAAAUGAUGAGAAACAUACUAAAAUCGAUUGCAGUAGCAACAGAACAGCAUCGCGUGCUAGUCGCAGAAAGCAUAGAAAUAAAUAUAGAGAUUCCUCUAAUUCUGAAACGCCUGAUUCCGAAGAUGAACAGCCUGCUGAAAGGAAAAUCGAAGAAUCUUUUACUCACAAAGAAAAAUCAAAUACAAUAGAUAUAUGUGAAGAAAAAGAUAAAUCAAGAUCUCCAGAACCAAAAUCUAAUCCUCUAUUAAAUAACAUCAAUGUCGAAGUUGAACAUUCCGAAAUGACUAAACCAAAAGCUGAGAAUGAAACUGAAAAGCAGGAGCACGUUCCAUCGGCUGAUUUGCAAGUUCAGGCAUCAAUGCAAAAACCUGCGAAAGUUAAUUUGAAAAGAUCAUUUUCAGCACGAAUAUUGGCUGACAAAAAUGAUACAAAAAAAGAUGAUACUGAUUCAAAUGCUAAUAACGAGUCCAAUAAUCAAACUAAGGAAAAUCACAAUAACGAAGAUAAUGAGUUUAAAUCCGUACCAAGAAAGCGAAGAUGGGGAACUGCAUUGUCUACGGAUAGCGCACCGUCUUUUUCGAUUUCAACGGACUCUCUCAAGGCACUAGUGCCAGGUGCAAAACCAUUAUCUAUCAAUGAAGUACGUUUGUCGAAAGAUGAUGACGAUGAAAGAGAUCAAAAGGAUAAUGAAAAAUGGCUUAACGAUGAUAUCAAUGAUCAAAAGCCGAAAGAUAUUCUUGCGCAGAAGAAUGGUGCUGCAAAAAAAGGAGAUGGAAAAGUUGACAAUCAUAUAGCAGCAAGGCGGAAGAUUUCCAUCGUGAAAGAACCUCCGCAUGUGAAGUCACCCAGUCCACCAGCGACAAAGCCUACAAAUAUUCUUUUGAUAAAAAAUCUGGUUCGUCCGUUUACUUUGAAUCAAAUUAAAGAACUCCUUUCUCGUACUGGUACGAUCGUUGAAAACGGAUUUUGGAUGGAUAGAAUUAAAUCUAAAUGUUUUGUAGAGUAUGCCAAUGAGGAUCAAGCAUUUGAAACAAGGCAAGCGUUACAUGGUAUAUCUUGGCCCGUGUCAAAUCCGAAAAGACUUCAUGUUGAAUAUGCAACUAAGGAUGAUAUGGAAUUGGCCAGAGAAUUAUCGAAAGAUCAACCUGUUUCACGUAAGACGGAACAACUUUUAACGGCAGAUUCCUGGCAACAAGAUUGGAAUCGCGAAGAGAGAACAAAUUCGGCGAAGGUGGUCGUUGUUAGAGAAUGGGAUUUGGGUAAAGAGGAUGGGCAACAGCAUGUUAAAGAAAAAGAACGAGACAAGAAAGAGCAAGAUAAGAAAAGAAGAAGAAGUCGGAGUCCCGCAUUGGAAGCACAUCUUCCAGCUCCUGCAAGGAAAUUUAAAAAGAAGGAGGAUGAUCCACCGCCGGCUAAACUUUUAGACGAUCUUUUCAGAAAAACAAAGGCGACACCAUGCAUAUAUUGGUUACCACUUACGAACGAACAGAUAGUAGUAAAGGAAGAAAUGCGAAGACAGCAUAUGGCCGAGCACGCACGCAGAUUAGAAGAGAUGAGACGUACUGAAAGAAGCAGAGACAGCCGACGCCGUCGUAGUCCAAGAAAAUAGAAAAUUUGCAGAUCGCCAUUUCCGAUAAACGUACCUUUUUCCUGACGUAAACAAAAACGUACUUUGACGAACUUGCAUACAGGACAUUUUUACAGUUAUCGAUCGAGAAAAAAAAAAAAAGAAAAAGAAAAGAAUAAUUUCAGGAACUGACAGUUCAUAUUCAUCGAAUUUACAUUUUAUUUUGUCACUUGUGUUAUUAAGAUUCAUUUUUAUUUAAUUUGUUUGAAAAUCUAUAACGAUGCUGCUGCACUAGUGUUUUAAUAUUAUUUGUUAAAUGUUAUUCUUUCUCUUUGAAAACAAGUCACAAAAUAAUCUUAUUAUUGUAUGCAUUACUUGGAUCUUUUUUUUUUUAUUUUAUUUUUUUUAUUUUUUUUUUUUUUUUUUUUUUAAGAUUACUGGGAUUACUGGGAACGAUUAUUAAUUUUUCAUUUCGAUUCAUUUAACGACAGUGAAAGAGUUUCCUCUUGCAUGAUGACGCUCCAUAAUUUCCUUCGUUCCUUGACACCUCAGCUUUGAGCAUUAAACCUUACUUCUUACAGGUCAACAACAUUUACUAUUCGACAGAGUGGCGGUAACAAUAGAACAGAUUCGAUAGUGUGGCACUGUGUUUUGAUCAUCUGUACAGGACAGGCACUGCAUCAUUUUCUCUGCAAAAUGCAUCGUAUAAAUACGAUGCAAUAAAAACUAUAUUACUCGUAAUGCUGCACAUCACGAGUAUACACACACACAACGUGGGAAUCGUAAGAGAAUAUAAAGAGAGGGAGAGGGAGAGGGAGGGAGAGAGAGAGAGAGUGAGAGUGAGAGAGAGCGAGAGAGAGGGAGAGAGAGAGGGUGGGAGAGGGAGGGAGAGAGAGAGAGAGAGAGAAAUUAAUAUAAAAACAAAAAAACUCUAUUGGUCGAAUAACGAAAAGGACAUUGUAUUUGUGAAGCGUAACGUUGAAUUGAGUUAUUCGUUUUCUCUUUUUCUAUGAAACGAACUUUAGUCAACUAUUUGAAUCGACGCGUGAAUAGCAAUAAUACUACGCAUGAAAAUUGCAAUAUUGUCGAUUGAUUAAAAAUGUGAAUGUGAAAACAGACACAAAAAAGAAAAAGAGUUUCUUUCUAUAAUAUCCACUUUCUUGUUUGCUUUAACUUUACUCAAAGUUAAUGCAUUAUGACCCUAUCACUAUAAAAUGUGGUAGUCAAACACAAAAAACACUAGUGUUGUACCUGCCAAAUAGUCGUGCAGGAGAAACACACGUUGUAUAUAUAAUAAUAUUAAAUAUUCCAUAAUGUGACAUGUGUAAAAUUAUCAAUAAAUGUAAAACACGAUAGGACAUGAAGUAUCUUUACCGCUUACUUUUUACAGUAUACCAAUUGGGAGAUUGUUAUUUACCUGUAGAUGAGAUAUAAACAAUAAGUAAUACUUUACAAAAUAUACAUGUGUUCAGAAAGUGA